Scomber japonicus (chub mackerel) is the source of this 1062-nucleotide messenger RNA. RefSeq names its product melatonin receptor 1C (gene mtnr1c). Gene Ontology annotation, cellular component: membrane. Gene Ontology annotation, molecular function: melatonin receptor activity. The record is from RefSeq and is a predicted model, not a curated record. The transcript is spliced from 2 exons. Gene Ontology annotation, biological process: G protein-coupled receptor signaling pathway. NCBI's taxonomy places the organism in Eukaryota, Metazoa, Chordata, Actinopteri, Scombriformes, Scombridae.
AUGGCCGCAGCACCCUGAGGGGAGAUGGAUUUAGAGGGGAAGGAUGUGAACGGCUCCAACCGGAAUGAGAGCGACGGCUCAGCUGGAGUGUCCACAGCGCUGGCCAGCGUGCUGAUCUUCACCAUCGUGGUAGACAUACUGGGUAAUGUCCUCGUCAUCCUGUCCGUGUACAGAAACAAAAAGCUCAGGAAUGCAGGCAACAUUUUUGUGGUGAGUUUGUCAGUGGCAGACCUGGUGGUGGCCCUAUACCCCUACCCUUUGGUCCUCACAGCCAUCUUCCACAAUGACUGGACUAUGGGCGACCUGCACUGCCAGGCCAGCGGCUUCAUCAUGGGCCUCAGUGUCAUCGGCUCCAUCUUCAACAUCACAGCCAUUGCCAUCAACCGUUACUGCUAUAUCUGCCACAGCCUCCACUAUGAUCGUGUGUACAGUCUGAGGAACACCUGCUGCUACCUGGGCCUCACCUGGCUACUCACCGCCAUCGCCACAAUGCCCAACUUCUUUGUUGGGUCGCUGCAGUAUGACCCUCGCAUCUACUCCUGCACCUUCGCCCAGACAGUCAGCUCAUAUUACACCAUCUCGGUGGUCAUCAUUCACUUUAUGAUCCCGCUGCUCGUGGUGUCUUACUGCUACAUGAGGAUAUGGGUGCUGGUGAUUCAGGUGAAACAUCGGGUUAAACCAGAACAAAGAACCAAACUGAAACCGAGUGACGUGAGGAAUUUCCUGACUAUGUUUAUGGUGUUUGUGUUGUUUGCUGUGUGCUGGGCUCCAUUGAACCUCAUUGGUCUGGCAGUAGCUAUAAACCCUGUAAAAGUUGCACCCAACAUACCUGAGUGGCUCUUUGUCACAAGCUACUUUAUGGCGUACUUCAACAGCUGCCUCAAUGCUAUCAUAUAUGGACUAUUAAACCAAAACUUCCGUAAAGAAUACAAAACCAUUCUCCUCGCUCUGUGCGUCCCACGUUUGCUCCUCGUGGAGACCUCCAGGUGUGCCACAGAGGGCCUGAAGAGCAAGCCUUCACCGGCUGUAACAAACAAUAAUGUAGCAGAAAUAAAUGUAUAA